GGCACGCUUCGGUUCAGAGAAUAGAGCAGAGUCCCCAGCCGUGGGAUCCGAGUGAAAAAACAGAGAUAUAAUGUCAGACUCAGAUGGCAAUGUCAGGCUGAUCGAUGUGGAGGCGCCAGAGCCACCGGUCGCGGAGCAGCACGAACUGCAAAUGGUGCCCGUGGGCACGACCAUCGAGGUGCCCAGUUUGGACAGCACUCCCAAACUCUCGAAAAGGAACAGCUCGGAGCGGAGUCUGCCCCUCAGGAGCUACAGCAAGUGGUCGCCCACGGAGCAGGGAGCCACUCUGGUUUGGAGGGAUCUCUGCGUUUAUACCAAUGUGGGGGGAUCUGGUCAGCGAAUGAAGCGGAUCAUCAACAACUCCACGGGGGCCAUUCAACCGGGCACUCUGAUGGCUUUAAUGGGCUCGAGUGGCUCUGGGAAAACAACGCUGAUGUCGACGCUCGCCUUUCGACAGCCGGCCGGCACUGUGGUUCAAGGCGACAUUCUGAUAAACGGCCGGCGCAUCGGACCCUUCAUGCACCGCAUCAGCGGCUACGUCUACCAGGAUGACCUUUUCCUCGGAUCGCUCACCGUGCUCGAGCACCUCAACUUUAUGGCCCAUCUUCGCCUGGAUCGUCGUGUUUCCAAGGAGGAGCGUCGCCUGAUCAUCAACGAUCUGCUGGAGCGGACAGGACUCCUUUCGGCGGCUCAAACGCGGAUUGGCAGCGGCGACGACAAGAAGGUUCUUUCGGGGGGAGAACGCAAGCGAUUGGCCUUCGCCGUGGAGCUGCUCAACAAUCCGGUGAUCCUGUUCUGCGAUGAACCCACCACGGGACUGGACUCCUUCAGUGCCCAGCAGCUGGUGGCCACGUUGUAUGAGUUGGCCCAAAAAGGAACCACUAUUUUGUGCACCAUCCACCAGCCGAGUUCGCAGCUCUUCGACAAUUUCAACAAUGUAAUGUUGCUGGCCGAUGGAAGAGUUGCCUUCACGGGAUCUCCACAGCAUGCUCUUAGCUUCUUUGCCAAUCACGGAUACUUCUGCCCGGAGGCCUACAAUCCGGCGGAUUUCCUUAUAGGAGUCCUAGCCACAGAUCCUGGUUAUGAACAGGCCUCCCAGAGAUCGGCGCAACAUCUGUGUGAUCAGUUUGCUGUGAGUUCGGCGGCCAAACAGCGGGAUAUGCUGGUUAAUUUAGAGAUCCACAUGGCCCAGUCGGGCAACUUCCCCUUCGACACGGAGGUGGAAUCCUUUAGAGGUGUGGUCUGGUACAAGAGGUUCUACGUGGUUUGGUUGAGGGCAUCGCUUACCCUUCUGAGGGAUCCCACAAUCCAGUGGAUGCGGUUCAUCCAGAAGAUCGCCAUGGCAUUCAUCAUUGGAGCCUGUUUCGCCGGGACGACGGAACCUUCGCAACUUGGAGUGCAGGCGGUGCAGGGAGCCCUGUUCAUCAUGAUCUCGGAGAACACCUACCAUCCCAUGUACUCCGUGCUCAACCUUUUUCCACAGGGAUUUCCCCUCUUCAUGCGGGAAACACGAUCCGGAUUGUACUCCACUUGGCAAUAUUAUGCAGCGAAUAUUCUGGCUUUGCUUCCUGGAAUGAUAAUAGAGCCCCUGAUAUUCGUCAUAAUCUGCUAUUGGCUGACGGGUCUGAGGUCCACGUUCUACGCCUUCGGAGUGACUGCCAUGUGCGUGGUGCUGGUGAUGAAUGUGGCCACCGCCUGCGGUUGCUUCUUUUCCACAGCCUUCAAUUCGGUUCCACUGGCCAUGGCUUACUUGGUUCCACUGGAUUAUAUAUUCAUGAUCACCUCGGGUAUUUUUAUACAAGUGAACUCCUUACCAGUGGCAUUUUGGUGGACGCAGUUCCUUUCUUGGAUGCUGUAUGCCAAUGAGGCAAUGACCAUUGCUCAGUGGUCAGGAGUGCAGAAUAUAACCUGCUUCCAGGAGAGUGCCGACUUGCCCUGUUUCCACACGGGUCAGGAUGUCCUGGACAAAUACAGCUUCAACGAGAGCAACGUCUACAGGAAUUUACUGGCCAUGGUCGGUCUCUAUUUUGGCUUCCAUUUAUUGGGUUACUACUGUCUUUGGCGACGGGCAAGAAAGCUGUGAGAGCUCUCGAUUCCGAGGGCUGUAAAUAUAAUUACCACCAAGCUACGAAUUCAUCCAAUAAAUAAUUACUAGACCAUUCAAA
Molecule: messenger RNA, 2165 nt
Organism: Drosophila ficusphila
Lineage: Eukaryota; Metazoa; Arthropoda; Insecta; Diptera; Drosophilidae
Gene: st
Product: protein scarlet
Exons: 7
Coding region: 71-2083 (670 amino acids)
Biological process (GO): transmembrane transport
Cellular component (GO): plasma membrane
Molecular function (GO): ABC-type transporter activity; ATP hydrolysis activity; ATP binding
Source: RefSeq, a predicted model, not a curated record